GCAGGGACGGACACUCGCACAUUGUGCGCUGGCGCUGGCCCGUGUCCUCCCAGCAGGAAGUGACCCCUGGCCCCGGGCAGUGAACUCUUGUGGCCCGUGCACAGACUUCCGGAGCGGAGCACUGGGCACUGAGUUCAGCGCCUGCCGGGCAGCCGGGCAGCGAGGUUCCAGGAGCCCCCACUUGCCUGAUCCGUCCCCCGACCGGCGGCUACCACCCGCCGUGCAGCCAUGAGUCUCUGCGGGAACAGCCGCCUCCACGCCGGCAGCUCCGAGCCCCUGGCCGCCGUGGUCAUCGGCAACGGCCCCUCGGGCAUCUGCCUGUCCUACCUGCUGUCGGGCUACACCCCCUAUGCGAAGCCGGACGCCGCCCACCCGCACCCCCUCCUGCAGAGGAAGCUGGCCGAGGCUCCGGGGGUCUCCAUCCUGGACCAGGACCUGGACUACCUGUCCGAGGGCCUGGAGGGUCGCUGCCACAGCCCCGUGGCCCUGCUCUUUGACGCCCUCCUGCGGCCUGACACUGACCUCGGCGGGGACAUGGACUCAGUGCUCACCUGGAGGCAGCAGCGGGAGCGAGCCGUGCCCCACGUGGUCCUGGGCCGGGGCCUUCCGGGGGGCGCCUGGCACUCCAUCGAGGGCUCCAUGGUGACCCUGAGCCAGGGCCAGUGGAUGGGCCUCCCGGACCUGCACGUCCACGACUGGUUGUGCCGCCGGCGCAGGGGGCUGCGGAACAGCCGCGCCACGGCGGGCGACAUCGCGCGCUACUACACGGACUACGUGGCCAAGAAGGGCCUGGGCCCCAACUUCGUGUCGGGCGCCGUGGUCACGGCCGUGGAGUGGGGGCCGCCCAAGCCCGGGGCCCAGGAGGAUGCGGAGACGUCCCUCUUCCGGGUGCGCGGCUUCCUGACGGGCGAGGGCCGCCGCGAGCCCUUCUCCCUGCUGGCCCGCAACGUGGUGCUGGCCACGGGCACGUCGGACAGCCCGGCGCGGCUGGGCAUCCCCGGCGAGUCCCUGCCCUUCGUGCACCACCGGCUGGGGGCGCUGGAGGCCGCCUGGCGCGCGGGCACGGUGGGCCCCGACUCGGAGCCGGUGCUGGUGGUGGGCGCGGGGCUGUCGGCGGCCGACGCCGUCCUCUUUGCGCGCCACGCGGGCAUCCCGGUGCUGCACGCCUUCCGCCGGCCCGUGGGCGACCCGGGGCUGGUCUUCAACCAGCUGCCCCCGAUGCUGUACCCCGAGUACCACAAGGUCCACCAGAUGAUGCGGGAGCGCUCGGCGGGGUCCCCCGGGCCCUACCCCGGCUACCGCAGCCUCCCGGAGCACCGGCUCGUGCGCUGCGGCGAGGACCGGCAGGUGCUGUUCCAGGACCCCCAGGGGCUGCACAAGGGCUUCGAGGUGUCGCUGGUGCUGGUGCUCAUCGGCUCGAACCCCGACCUGUCCUUCCUGCCGGGGGCCGGCGCCGACCUGGCCACAGACCCCCAGCAGCCCCUGAGCGCCAAGAGGAACCCCAUCGACGUGGACCCCUUCACCUACCAGAGCACCCACCGCGAGGGCCUCUAUGCGCUGGGGCCGCUGGCCGGGGACAGCUUUGUGCGCUUUGUGCAGGGAGGUGCCCUGGCCGCGGCCAGCUCCCUGCUGCGGAAGGAGGCCCCGCGGCCACCCUAGCCCGGCGGCGGAGGGCCACAGCCCGCGGGGCGGCAGGAGGCCGGCUGGAGGCAGCCUGGGGCAGCACAGUGCCCGGCGUAAGCCCGAACGGGAGCCUGGACGCAGGCCCUGCC
Molecule: messenger RNA, 1772 nt
Organism: Sorex fumeus (smoky shrew)
Lineage: Eukaryota; Metazoa; Chordata; Mammalia; Eulipotyphla; Soricidae
Gene: OSGIN1
Product: oxidative stress induced growth inhibitor 1
Source: RefSeq, a predicted model, not a curated record